AAUGGCGCCUUUGCUUUGAAAAUAAAUAGCUCUGUCUCUCUCGACAACCAUUACCGUCGGUGGCGAAGCCGCUUCUCUGAUUCAAGAGAGAGCCAGGAUGAUGCUCCGAACUCCAGUUCCGAAAAGGGCGAGGCCCAUCGAGCCCGCUCCUAUUAUCGAGAGCCCGCCCACCGGUUCCGAUCAUCACCGGCAGCUCGCUAUCUAUGAAGAUCCUCCCUCUGCCGAUCCUGCUCGCCGGGAGCCCUCCCAUGAGCCCUCGCAACAGUCCGAGCACAUGCUCUGCACCUAUCAGUGCCGCCAAAUGGUUAAAGCAGAUUUUCUCGAUGCACUGAGCAAUGCAGAAAAGCAAGUUCAGGACUAUCAGUCUCAACUGGCUGAAUUGAGUGAUAACUUCAGGAAAGCUGACGAGGAGCGGAAGACAUUUAGGGAGAAGUUAUCAUAUGCAGAGCAAGAACUUGCUGCUGCAAAAGGACGAGAGCAAGCAUUGCAUGAUCAACUACUGAAGGAGGUUAAUGACUCUCAUGAAAGGUUGAAAAAAGAAUUAGAAUCGUCUGCAAAACUUCAGACAAAGCUUGAAAAUGAACAGAACCUUCGUAAGAAAGCAGAAUCCACCGCAGCUUCUGCUGAAGAUAAAGCAAGAGAGUUGGAGGCAAAACUUGGCCAUAUUUCUCAAAGCAUAGAAAAGGAGAAGAAGCAACUCAAUAACGAACUUGUCCAUCUUAAACGGGAUUCCAAGUUUUCAAUUUCGAAGAUAACUGUGGAUCUUGAGAAAAUGGAAUUCAGAGCUCAAAGUUCCGAGAAAGAAGUGGAGCUGCUGAGGAAGCAGCAAGAGGAUCUGCAGUCCAAAUUUUCUCAGGUGCUUUCUUUACAUAUUGAUCAUGACAUAGUCAUAGUCAAGUUCAAUAGGUGUUCUCCUGAUCAUUUGAUUCUCCCUGAUUGCUUAUUUAUACAAGAUUACACAAUGUUGGUUUUUGGCUUGUGGAGUGAAAAGUCAUUAAGGAGUUUGAGUUCAGGAAAGAAAUGUUUGAUUGCCUUAUGUUUGUAUUGUCCCAUGGACUUUCUUUUUCAGUGCUUGCACCAGAAGAGUGAAUUGGAGAAAAAGUUAACAAGCCUCUCAUUUGAAGAUGAUUCUCCAAAGGAGAGUGAUAUUUUGGUUAAGCAUCUACAAGAAGAGCUUCGCAAUUAUGAGUCGGAGGUUAGAGAGGCAAGAAAACUGAAAUCUGCUUAUGAAAACAUUGAAUUAAUAAAGGAAAAACUAUUGGAAGAAAAGAGCCGCAGGGAGAGAGCUGAGUUACAAUUGCCGAAGUUGCACGAAUAUGAGUUCAAGAUAAAUGAAUUGGAGGAUGAGUUAUCUGCUUGGAAGCUCAUGAUUCAGGACAUCCCAGGUGUUUCGUGCCGUGAUGACAUACGUUUGCGAAUUUCAGCAUUACAGAAAGAGGUGAUUGAUAACUUGAAGAAGCUCGGUGAUGUGAAUGCCCAUUUGAAACAAAUGGAGGUGAUUUUGGACAAAACCCAACUUGAUAAACAAAAAACUGAGACAGAAGCUGUAUUGGCUAAAGAGAAAGCUGACCGGUUGGAAGCAGAGGUUAAGAGGAUGAAUGUGAUGCUUUCUGCUGUUUCUGAAGAGCGGAAUGUGUUAAAAACUGCCAUUGAAGAUUUCAAAUCAAAGAAUGAACAAGCAGGGGGGAAUGCAAGUAGUAGUAUCAUGCAGAUCCAGGAGCUUGGAUCAUCUAUCUUGGAAAGAGAACCUUACAUUAAAGAACUGGAGGGUGAUUUAUUUGCGCAAAAGGAGAUCAAUGCCCAUCAACGUGAUGAAAUAAAGUCACUUCAUGACAGACUAAAUAGUGAAGCUAGGAGAGUGAAAUCCUUGGAGAGGGAGAAUGACCGCCUUCGCUCAGAGAUUUUUCUGUUAGAGUCGAAGAUAGGUCAUGGUGACUUUUCUGCUGCCAAUACCAAAGUGCUAAGAAUGGUAAACACCCUUGCAGUAGGUAAUGAUGCCAAACAAACGAUUGAGGCUUUACAAAGUGAGCUUCAGAGGACAAAAGAGAAGUUGCAAGCACUUGAAGAGUAUAAGAGUCAGUCGGGUAAUUCUGGCAAGAUGGUAGACUCAUACAUGUCCGGCAAGGUGGCACAGUUAAAAGAACAAAUUGCAACACUGGAGAAACGAGAAGAACGAUACAAAACAGUAUUUGCAGAUAGAAUCUCGGUUUUUAGGAGGGCAUGCUGUGAACUUUUUGGCUACAAGAUUGUGAUGGAUGAACGCCAGCGUCCAAAUGGAAUCCCAGUUACUCGGUUUACCCUUCAGUCCAUAUAUGCAAUGAAUGACGACGAAAAGCUUGAAUUUGAAUAUGAAUCAGGGAAUACAAACAUUGUGGAAAACAGCUACACCUCAACCUCAGAAAUUUCUCAGCAGGUUGACAUAUUUGUACGCAAGAUGAAUUCCAUCCCAGCUUUCACGGCAAACUUAACAGUGGAAUCUUUCAACAGACGAACCCUGUCUUAGAACAUUUCAGAAGUAGUACCUAGAUGGUCCCUAAAGGUUCAGGCUUUCUUUGAUUCUGUGCUUUGUUCAUCUUGCUGCCCAGGUGAUCUGCUCAUAGGCCAAAGGUACGUGUCAAUAUUCGGUUUGAGUUUAUAAUAUCUACAAGAUUCAAGCUUUAUCCUGGAAAAUCUCCUGCAUUUUUUUGGUGUGAUUCUAAAUCUUGAUUUUGCUGCUUUGUUGUCAUGCACUAAACUUUGACUUCAAAGUUGCUGUUAAGUUCAUUGUAUUUCCAGAAAGUUAGGCGUUGAAACAAAAAUGCCCCCCAUGUUUCUUCUGGUCCCCAAAAUCUGCUUACUCCCUCCCCAGUGACUUGACAUGUGGUUGAAUUUUGGCGCCUUUUUUGACUUGUAUGGUCAGAAUUUUCAGCACUCAAAUUAUAUAAAUGCUCUGUGCCUAUCCAUCCAGUGGAGAAUGCCGAAAGGUGGAAAGGGUCAUGAUUGAAGCCCAGAUUGCGCAUUUGGAUUUUAUAAAAGAAAUUGUAUUGUUCACAGUGCACCAAUUCGAUUUCUAGUGUUGAAAAAACUCACAUCUUACUGCUCAUCUUCGGGUGCGUAGAAGGUGAUUUAUUGUAAUUACAUGUGCAGGAAUAGUAACUGCUCCACCAUCUCUCUGUUUUUGGUGAAACAGCGGCAAGUGCAUUUUUUGUUCUUCCUUCAGAGUCAGUUGGGCUUCAGAGAGCCAUAACUGUUGCUGGCAUGCUGCACAUAUGAAUUUACAGUAAAUCACAUUUCCCCCCCUGUAAUAGUAAAUAACAUUUCCAUGCCCCAUAAACCAUCUUAUAAAAUCCAAUCCUCGAGCAUAGAAUUAACAAGGAUUUAGAAUGAAUAAAGAUUGUGAAACUUACGAGAG
This is a messenger RNA of Linum tenue, 3391 nucleotides long. The record is from the annotation of a GenBank genome assembly. Lineage: Eukaryota; Viridiplantae; Streptophyta; Magnoliopsida; Malpighiales; Linaceae.